AUGACCCACGUUGUUUACCAGGGCGUCGCCAAGGCCACCGAAUGGAGUUUCGGUAAUCUUCUUUUGGCGUUAGCCGCGGUGGUUGGUGUUGUAGGUGUCGUCUUUAUUGUGGCCCCAGGUAUAAUAAUAACACAAGCUCUUACUGCGAUGGGAUUCACUUCUGCGGGAGUUCAAGGUGGCUCUGUCGCUGCUGCCGUCCAAAGUACGAUGGGAGGCAAGAUCGUGGCUGGCGGUCUGUUUUCACUGGCACAGAGCGCUGGGGCUGGAGGCGCUACCGGGAUAGCGGCCAUAAACGCGGGCGUUCAAGCCGUAGGGGCGUGGGUUGCUGCUGCUGCUGCUGCUGCCAUUGGAGGGCUUGCAUGGCUGGCGGCGAAGAGGCCUUACUCUUGCGGCUUCCAACGUCAUGAACCGGGACAGGAUACGGGGUUCAAUCUCUCAACCAGCGUUCAGCAACCUCAGGCUCGGUCCCUUUUCCUUUCCCGGGCUCAAGUCAUGGCAACAGCGACAGUAACAGCCUUAACCGCGCUUAGUUUCUUUACCGUCCUUGCAGCCUUUUUCUUUGCCAGCCCGUUGCGUGCAAGGACCAGCAUAGCAGCGACACGACAUGGCAGAGAAGGCAUAUACGAAGACAAAGACGGAGUGGCUUCACCAACAGCUGUGAACGAAUACGCACGCUACACUCGGCGCCUUCAAAUCUUCAUUCAUCUGGCUGCUCUGUUCGGCCUUCUGUUAUCUGUCACGUCUGCCUCUUUGCUGGGCUUCCCGCUCCGCCCGGUUAUCAUCACCGUGGAAUGGAUCUUGGUCAGCGCUGAUGGACUCUUCCUUGUACGCGAGUCUUCGCAAACGAGAAAGUAUGCUAUCGGCCUCUGGAUAUCCUUCUCAGCCAUUGCACUCUCUUCUGCGCUGGUCAUAGACGUGUACGCUUUGUACCACACACAGGGAUACCACCGGCCUGCUGGUCAUCUUGUUUCUCUUGUUUCCCAAGCUGCUCGAUGGAUCCAGCUAGGCAUCGCCCUGGCCCUCGCUGUUGCAGGUGCGUGCUUGCAACGAAGGCCCGUUGUGUAUCACGAUGGUCAAGCUGUAGAUGCGCAAUACACCUGCUCCGCUCUCCAGAGAUAUACUUUUACCUGGUCCCAGGCACUACUCAGUCGAGCCAGGAAAGUUAGCAGGCUUGAGUACGCAGACCUUCCCUGUCUAGGCCACAACACGAGAUCUAAAGUGCUUUUAGAGAGGUUUUCUGCUGUCCAGAGCGUUGACUCUCGGAACCCGCUUUGGAAGGCAAUCAUUCGUGAUCACCGUGCUAAUUUCUACCGACAAUGGCUGCUUGCUAUCGUCGAGAGCUGCGCCAUGAUGCUGCCCCCACUAUGUCUAUACAAAAUUCUAGUACUACUUGAGCGGCAGUCUUCUGCUUCAGCUGGCCCUGGGGUUUGGCUAUGGGUUGCAUGUCUCCUGAUCUCAAAACUGAUUCACUUCGGACUGGAUACCUGGCUGCAGUGGGCCAGUUUUGGAGGUCUGGCCAUACCGGUUCGUUCUCAACUGUCUGCUUUGAUUUUUGCGAAGUCUCUUCGCUUAAAGAUCAUAGAUACCGAGCAUAGCCCUGGAACAAAUAUACCAAACACGGAACAGGAAGUUUUACCACCUGCUUCGAACGAAAACAACGAAGCUCAUGAGACUGAUGCUCUCCUAUCAGGUGGAGAUACUGAUGAGGAGUCUGCAGACAAGUUAGACUCACAAAAAGAUGAAGGAGAUGACACGACAAACGCUAUGAGCCGAGGGAUCGUCAACCUCCUAGGGGUAGAUGUUGAAAGGGUUUCAGAGUUCUGCGGCUAUAACAUGGACUUGCUCCGUGGCAUUGUAAAGAUAACAAUCGCCGCUGGGUUUCUUAUUGUCUUACUAGGUUGGAGGAGUACUCUCGCGGGCUUCGCCGUCCCCGUGUUGCUGGAGCCAGUGAACCGCGUGGUAUCAAGGUACUAUACGGCCAAGCAACUUGUCGUUAUGAAUGCUCGCGAUAACAAGUCUCGCGUUAUUGAAGAGGCUCUUCACGGAAUUAGACAAAUCAAGUUCUCCGCAUCCGAACCUCAAUGGGGUAAGAGCUUGCUCGCCGCCCGAGAGCGUGAACUAAAAGCACAAAGGGAAGUAUAUAUUUGGGGAAUCAUCCUCACGUUCUGCUGGAUAUCGAUGCCAAUGUUGAUAGGCGCAACGUCUUUCAGUGUAUACGCAUGGACGACUCAGCAAAUGACUGCCUCCGUUGCAUUUACUGCAUUAGCUAUUUUUUCAAGCCUAGAGUUCACGAUUAGUGCCCUUCCAACGACAAUCACAGAAAUGCUAGAUGCGCGUGUGAGCGCUGCUAGAAUCCAGGAACACCUCGAAUCCAAUGAGCGCGAGGAUAUUAUUCAGCCGGGACCAUGUGUUGAGUUCAAAGAUGCAGAUAUUGCAUGGCCUUCCACCGAAUUCAACUCAAAGUCCUUUUCGCUUGAAGGUCUAAACCUGGCUUUCCCACCAGGUGAACUUAGUGUAAUAUGUGGCAAGACAGGAACGGGGAAGAGCCUGCUCUUAGCUGCCAUAAUUGGAGAAGCUGACCUUCUCCGUGGCCAUAUUGCGAGCCCAAAACAAAACAAAACAAUAUCCGGAACAGACCAGCCUCUGUUAGAUACCUGGACUACUCCCACGGCCAUUGCUUAUGUUGGACAGGUCCCUUGGAUCGAAAAUGCUUCGGUCAAAGACACUAUUCUUUAUGGCCUUCCCUAUCAUCGGCAACGUUACGCACGUGUAUUGCACGCAUGUGCACUUGACCAAGAUAUAGCAAUGCUUCCAGAUGGAGACAUGACAGAAGUUGGAGCCACAGGUGUGAACCUCAGCGGAGGACAGCGUUGGAGACUCACAUUUGCCAGGGCUCUAUACUCGAAAGCCGGGAUACUUGUCUUGGAUGACAUAUUUAGCGCGGUGGAUGCUCACGUCGGCAGACAUAUACUUGAGCAUGGGAUUGCUGGCGACUUGGGUGCAGGUAGGACUAUCAUCCUCGUUACCCAUCAUGUUAGCCUUGUUGAGAACCUCGCUGGAUAUAUGGUCGACCUGGACAACGGAACUAGUGCAAGACUCAAAUCGAACUCAAGCAGUGUGCAAAACCUGACACAUCUUGAGAGACACGAACAGUUUUCACACUCUCUUACUGCCUCGAAUGACCCGUACGGUGAGCGGGAGUCGAUCAGCUCCGUCACCAUUCGGCCUAGGAAGUUUGUCCAGGAAGAAACUCGGGAACAUGGCCGAGUCAAAUGGAGCGUAUACCGAAUGUAUAUAACGGCAUCAGGCGGUUGGCCGUUUUGGGUAUGCGCAUUGGGUAUUUUCGCACUAUCUGCCCUGGCAAUAAUAUUUCGUUCCUACUGGCUUGCGCUCUGGACCAAGGUAUACACGGAGACCUCAGAUAACUCAUCAGUAAAGCCUAGUCUGAUGUUUUACCUAAGCAUAUACCUUGGAAUAGCGAUGAUUUCACUUCUGGGAAUUUGUGUGAAGGUCGCGCUGGUAGUUAUAGCUUCCCUCCGCGCUGCCCGACAUAUGUUUGAAGGGGCAAUCCACAAUGUGCUUCGGGCCCAUUUGAGAUGGCUGGACACCGAGCCCACCGGGCGAAUUUUGAAUCGUCUAGUCGGUGACUUCGCUACGAUCGAUAGUCGUCUAGGCGGAGAUCUGAUGUGGUUCUUAAAUGGAGCCUUCUCUAUCGGAGUUAUUGUGAUAGCGGCACUGUUCGUGUCUAUCUGGAUGUUGAUACCGAUGACGGUCCUCGCGUCCAUCUGCCUAUAUGUGGUCAAUCUAUACCUAGACGGCGCCCGAGACAUUAAGAGGCUAAACUCAAGCGCCAAAUCUCCAAUCUUUGAGCAUGUCGGGUCCGCUCUUUCUGGACUCGCUACUAUUCGCAGCUUUGACAGAGCUGAUGACUACAUGGAACGGAUGUUUAGAUAUAUUGACAAAUACACACAAACUUCAUGGUAUAUUCUCGUUACCACUCAAUGGAUGAGGUUCCGACAAGGAGCCCUAGGCGUCGGCUUCACUUUGGUUAUUGCUGCUGGGGUGGUCUAUCUACCAGGGAUCAGUGCAGCGAUUGCCGGGUUUGCUCUUAGCUUUGCCCUUGACUUUUCCAGCGUCGCAGAAGAGACAAUUACCAGAUACACUUCCGUGGAGCUAGCUAUGAAUGCAGCAGAGCGGGCACUCGAAUACAUGCAACUAGAUACAGAACCAGCCACCGGUGAUCCUGCACCAGAAGGCUGGCCAUUAUAUGGCCAAAUCAAAGUCACAAACCUCGAAGUAGGAUAUGCGCCUGAUCUAGAGGCAGUUUUGAAAGAUGUUAGCUUUCUUAUACGCCCUUGCGAGCGUAUUGGAAUAGUGGGACGAACUGGAAGCGGCAAAUCGUCCCUCACGCUUGCAUUAUUUAGGUUCCUCACAGCACGAAAGGGUACAAUCGAGAUUGAUGGCGUGGAUAUUUCACGCAUUAAACUGCAUGACCUACGAAGUCGCUUGGCUAUAAUACCUCAGGACCCCAUACUAUUCUCCGGGACUAUUCGUUCUAAUUUAGAUCCUUUUGACGAAUAUCCCGACUCCGUGCUUCAACAAGCUCUGCAGCGGAUCGAUCCUAGCCGAGCCGAGCGCACUUCUGUAUUUCAAGAUCUUCAUUCUCCUAUUUCACGGGGAGGCUUGAAUUUAAGUCAAGGCGAGAAGCAGUUGCUUUGCCUUGCGCGAGCCAUGAUUACGCGCCCUAAGAUCCUGGUCUUGGAUGAGGCAACAAGUGCUGUGGACAUGGAAACUGAUGCCUUAAUGCAAAGCAGUAUUCGUAAUGAAUUCCGCGAUGCCACAUUGCUCGUUAUAGCACAUAGACUUAGCACUGUAGCCGACUUUGAUAAGCUUCUAGUUAUGAGCGAUGGCCGAGUUGUUGACUUUGAUUCCCCUGGUGUCCUGGCACACCGAGACGGCAUGUUCCGCCGGAUGCUCGAGGACAGUGGUGAAAAGGAGAUGGUCCAGAAUUUACUACAGUGGUAA
Nannizzia gypsea CBS 118893 is the source of this 5025-nucleotide messenger RNA. RefSeq lists its product as hypothetical. Gene Ontology annotation, biological process: transmembrane transport. The transcript is spliced from 9 exons. Gene Ontology annotation, cellular component: membrane. NCBI's taxonomy places the organism in Eukaryota, Fungi, Ascomycota, Eurotiomycetes, Onygenales, Arthrodermataceae. The record is from RefSeq and is a predicted model, not a curated record. Gene Ontology annotation, molecular function: ATP hydrolysis activity; ABC-type transporter activity; ATP binding. Bases 1 to 5025 code for a protein of 1674 amino acids.